Molecule: messenger RNA, 876 nt
Organism: Acanthosepion pharaonis
Lineage: Eukaryota; Metazoa; Mollusca; Cephalopoda; Sepiida; Sepiidae
Source: the annotation of a GenBank genome assembly
AUGCCUAUUAUCAUCUAUAGAAGUCAGUUUCUCUCUUCAGGUGUCCUCUGUGCUUUAUUCAUAAAGAUUCAGUUUCUCUCUUCAGGUGUCCUCUGUGCUUUAUUCAUAAGGAUUCAGUUUCUCUCUUCAGGUGUCCUCUGUGCUUUAUUCAUAAAGAUUCAGUUUCUCUCUUCAGGUGUCCUCUGUGCUUUAUUCAUAAGGAUUCAGUUUCUCUCUUCAGGUGUCCUCUGUGCUUUAUUCAUAAGGAUUCAGUUUCUCUCUUCAGGUGUCCACUGUGCUUUAUUCAUAAAAUUCAUCAGUUUCUCUCUUCAGGUGUCCUCUGUUCAGUUUCUCUCUUCAGGUGUCCACUGUGCUUUAUUCAUAAAGAUUCAGUUUCUCUCUUCAGAGAAAAUUUUACAUCAUUGGCAGGCUGAGUGUCAAUCAAUUUUAUUUAAUUCUCUUCUUUUUUUGACUAUUACUUCUUUUUUUUUUCUAUUUCCAUUUGCUCUUUCUUUCUUUUUACCCCCUCUCAUUUUUCUUUUUUUUUUUUUAUUCAGUUUACACUUUGUAUUUUCUUUCUCUUUUCUUUAUUUUGUAAUUUACCUUUCCUUUCAGCUUUCUUUGUCCUUUUCCUCUCUCUAUUUCAAUUUUACCAUUUCUUUCUUUCUUUCUUUUUUGCUCGGGUUGUUUUUAUUUUAUAUCUAUCUUUUAUUCUUUUUCACUUUCUAUCAUUCUCUCUUCCUUUUGUCCAUUGUUUUUCAACAUUUCAUCUUUUUUUUUAAAAUCCUAUUUUUUGCUUAUCUCUCUACAUUUUCUUUUUCCUUCUCUUGUUUUCUUUUCAUUUUUGAUGUGCUUUCUCUUCUUUUAUUCUUUCCUUCUUCAUGCUUUUCUUUCUAA